Nycticebus coucang (slow loris) is the source of this 1438-nucleotide messenger RNA. It is a transcript of the gene ROM1, whose product is annotated as retinal outer segment membrane protein 1. The record is from RefSeq and is a predicted model, not a curated record. NCBI's taxonomy places the organism in Eukaryota, Metazoa, Chordata, Mammalia, Primates, Lorisidae. Gene Ontology annotation, biological process: visual perception. Gene Ontology annotation, cellular component: membrane. The transcript has 3 exons. The coding region runs from base 50 to 1105 and encodes 351 amino acids.
GCAACCUCCCUCCCCGACAGCACCGCACUCCCUUGGGCAGAGAUGGGAGAUGGCGCCGGUGUUGCCCCUGGUGCUGCCCCUCCAGCCCCGCAUCCGCCUGGCGCAGGGGCUCUGGCUACUCUCCUGGCUGCUGGCACUGGCCGGUGGCCUCACCUUCCUCUGUAGCGGGCACCUCCUGGUCCAGCUGUCGCACCUUGGCACCUUCCUGGCUCCCUCCUGCCGGUUCCCUGCCCUGCCCCAGGUUGCCCUCGCAGCCGGUGCAGUGGCUCUGGGCACAGGACUCGGGGGUGCAGGAGCCAGCCGGGCAAGUCUGGACGCAGCUCGAUACCCUCCCUGGAGAGGGGUCCUGGGACCACUGCUGGUGGCUGGCACUGCUGGGGGUGGGGGCCUCCUGGUCCUUGCCCUGGGACUAGCCCUGGGUUUGCCUGGGAGUCUGGACCAGGGGCUAGAGGAGGGCCUGGAAACUGCCUUGGCUCACUACAAGGACACAGAGGUGCCGGGACGAUGUCAUGCCAAACGGCUGAUGGAUGAGCUGCAGCUGAAGCACCACUGCUGUGGGCGCCAUGGGUACAAGGAUUGGUUUGGGGUCCAGUGGGUCAGCAGCCGUUACCUGGACCCCAAUGACCAGGACGUGGUUGACCGGAUUCAGAGCAAUGUGGAAGGCCUAUACCUGACUGAUGGAGUCCCUUUCUCUUGCUGCAACCCCCACUCACCUCGGCCUUGCCUGCAAAGUCAACUUUCAGACCCCUAUGCCCACCCCCUCUUCGACCCCCGACACCCCAACCUAAACCUCUGGGCCCAAGGAUGCCAUGAGGUGCUGCUUGGGCACCUGCAGGACCUGGCCAGCACACUGGGCAGCAUGCUGGCUGUCACCUUCCUGCUGCAGGGUCUGGUGCUUGUUGGCCUGCGGUACCUGCAAACAGCACUGGAGGGGCUUGGAGGGGCCAUUGAUGGGGAAGGAGAGACCCAAGGCUAUCUCUUUCCUGGUGGGCUGAAAGAUAUGCUGAAAACAGCAUGGCUACAGGGAGGGGUUGCCCACAGGCCAGCAGCUGAGGAGGCCCCACCAGAAGAGGCACCUCCCAAGGAGGAUCUACCUGAGGCCUAGUUGCCUACAGCAUAGGAUAGGGGGGGUGAAGCUGGGGAAGGCGGGAAGAGGGUGGAAUGGACAAGUCUGGAAACCUCACAACUCCUUACCAAGACUCCAGGUUGGGGGGAGGGUCCCCGGGAUUAGAGAGGUUAGGGAUAGUCAGUGAGCUGGAAGGAAUUGAGGAUAGUCAGGUAGCUGGACAAGGGCAAGAGAAAAGCAGCUCUUAGGGCUUAGCCCUUGCAACCGGAACCAGCAGGUGUAACAGCAAGAACAGAAUGAUGAGAAAGUAACAUGGGAAAGCCUAGAGAUUGCUUCUGGUGCGCAAAACUCAAUAAAAGUUUUUGGAUGGAA